GGAGACUUUCUCCGGUGCUUGGCCAAGCUUCAGCAACUCACUGCAGAUGAGAUCAUGCAAUCGAGCUCUUUGGAGUUGGUGGAGGCUCUGGAGGUGCUUGUGACGAAGACAAAGACCUUAGACUCAGACGGAAUCGGGAGUGGCCAGGGGGCCGCAGUGGCAGAGGCUUCCCUGGCGUUCUCCCCUGAGAUCUUGCAGAAGCUGACUCGGCUUGAGGUGGGCCUCGAGGCGAAGGAGCAGGAACUGCGAAGUCUCCGUGAAGACCUGGCGAACAGAGAUGCCCAGCUCCAAGCCUUCAAGGACCAGCUGCAGGCCAUGGCGCAGGAAGCCGUCCAAGAGGCGUUGCGCAUGGCUGCGCCGAGCAGCGCGGAUGUUCCAGCCGACAUGAGCCCAGAGCAAGCUGUCACAGAGGUUGUCGCAAAUCUUCCAGGAAGCUCUGAUGAGAUUUGCCGCGCUGUUCAGAAUGACACUUCAUCAGUCACGGCCAUUGACCUCCAUGUCGUCACGACUCCAGUGCUUCGGGAUCUUUCCUCGGCGAGUCUUGAUCAUGAGGUCAGCAAUGCAUCGGUUGCCCCGGUGCCUCUGGAUCCUCGACCGGGUAGUCCUUCGUUUGCAUCGAGGCUGCUUGCUGCCAGCCCCUUCGCGGGCAGCGAGCUAGAAAGAUACUGGCGUCUUGCCAAGGCCCCAUACAAUGCCGCCCGGCAGCAUCAUGUCGAGGAGGCGGGAGUUCUUUGGGAGAUCGUCGCCGACAGACGCCCCAGGAACACCCGAGUCAUCGGCCGUAGAGUGGCUCCUGGAGUUGUGGAGCUGGGCUUCCGGGGGACUGUGCUUGCCGAUGCCAACGGCAUCAGCAACUAUGCAAAUGUCUCUACGGACUUGGACACCGAGGCUGUGCCCCUGAACCCUCAGCUGGUGCCUGGCUCAGACCUCAGCGCCGUCCUGGUGCACAAAGGCUUCCAGGAUGCCUAUCUGACGGUGCAGGCUGAUAUUCUGCAGUGGCUUGAGAAGCUUGGAAGCCUUUCUUCACGACCCGAAAUCCAUCUUUCAGGGCACUCCUUGGGUGCAGUGUUGGCCACGCUGGCUGCCAUGCAUCUCCACUCAGUCGGCUGGCCUGUGGUGGCAGUGGUCACCUUUGGCAGCCCACCGCUGGGAAGUACAGAGCUAGGUAAACUCUAUGCAGACAUGGGCUUGGACAAGGAGACCCUACGAAUCGCGAACCGAACGGAUCCAAUUCCUCGUUUGAAGGGGCUGCUGGGAAGAUUCUGCGAUUUUGAGCAUGUAGUGCCAGCCGUGUGGCUUGGAAAGACUGUCACCGGCAUUUGCGUGCCUACACCUUACAGCCACUCGAUGGCCGACAACCCAGAAUCGUAUCUCAGCACAUUGCAGGACGCUGUGGAUGACCAUGUGCAAUCGGGACUGGCAUUGAGAAGCUUGAGAGAUGCAGAUCCCUACCUUCCCUGGUUGUCGAUGUUUUCGCCUCUCAAGGUUCCCGAGCAAAGUGCCCGGGUUGUGGCUGUGGAGGUGAGGCAGCAGCUGCAGGUGGACCUUGCCUUGCUGGCGAAAGGCAUGGCAGAGGCGGCCCGGGAGCUGCGAUCUUACAUCGUACAUGCCCACGAGUGGGAGCGGGCCCUUGACUUGGAGGCCAUCGUCGAUUUGGUUGUUCAGCACCAGGACAUGCUGCCGAUCUGGCAGGACGGCAAAAUGCCCGAGUGGUUCAUCCGCCUCCACACGGCCAAGCGCAAGGUGUACGAGGCCUGCGUGGUCGGGCUCCAGGACCAGUCUUCAAAGUUCUUCCCGCCAUUUUUGAUCCUCUUCCUUCGGGCUGGUCUGGUUUUGCUCAAGGCGAUGCAGGCCUGCGGCGUGCCCUCAUCCAACUGCCAGAAGGAGUUCGAGCGCUUCCGAGGGGAAUCGGAGCAUCUGGCUGGACGCCUCGACUGGCGCUCAGUGCUUGAUGCCGUCUCACCGCAUGAGUUUUUUUCACUGUUGGCGGAAGCAGCAGCGGAGGGUACUGACAGACUGCCGGUUGCAAUAGUGCUACACAGAGAGCUUCGGCAGGCAGCACAUUCACUCGAUUUCGCCGUGAGCCUCGCGAAGGGAAAGACGACAACUUCGGAACAGCUGGCCUUGGAUUUCACUAUCUUGAAGCAAGAAGGAGACAGCGACGACGCCGAGCUGUGCAAGAUUUCGGUGACAGAGGGUUACUUGGAAACCUCACUCUGCAUAGAGCUGUUGGAAGCUCAGGCCGAGGAGACCAUGUUGGAGCUGCAGGCUUCACGGUUGGUUCGCCUCACACUUAAGGAUAAGAAAAUCUAA
Symbiodinium sp. CCMP2456 is the source of this 2313-nucleotide messenger RNA. The record is from the annotation of a GenBank genome assembly. NCBI's taxonomy places the organism in Eukaryota, Dinophyceae, Suessiales, Symbiodiniaceae.